AUGGUGGUGGACUCUGAACUCUUCAUUUUCUCUUUGAAUCCAUACUAUUUGAGAAUACGGUUACCUUUCCCUUUGGCCGAUGACGAGAGAUCUCAUGCUGAGUUUGAUCUGAAAGAUGGGACUGUGAAGAUCAAAGUGCCAAAAGAAAAUAAGGGCCAGUUUUUUCCGGACUUGGAUCUCACCGCAAAGCUUCUAGCUAGGAAGACUACUGAGCAUGGGCUCGAGCAGCGGAAGCCUCUCAUUGAGGACCUUGAUGUGUCACAUAAUGAUGUUUCUGAGGGUAUUGCGAAAGAGGGUGAGCUGCAUGACUGGGAGAUUGAACAAAAAACAGAAAGCUUCGAAACUGGUCCCUUGAAAGUGGCAUAUGGCUUCAACAAUGCGUACAGUGGAGUUAUAGGUGUAUCUACAUCUAACGGUAAUGAUAUCAAUGAGCUUGGAGAUCCCGAAACAGCGCACGCUCCAGAUCGUAUUCUUGAAAGACUCAUCAAGGAGAAUAUCAAGUUUGACCCGGAGUAUUAUGCUGCAGACUAUAUUAUGGAGAAGUAUCCCUCUCCAGACGACGAUAAGAGCUUUGACGGAAUCCUCAAGUGGAAGUCACCUCAAACAAAAAUGUUCACUAAUUGGCACGCAAAAAACGAAACGGUUCCUGCCGAAGAGAAGUCAUCGGUAAUGCCUGUGGUGUUUACCAAGGAUGAGCAAGAGAAAAUGCUUCAGCUUCCUCGAAAGACAUACAUUGUGGAUGAAGCCCACAAACCGCAGCUAUAUGUUCUCAUAGUGUCGUUGCUUUUUGCAUACCAAUACGAUCUUCGAGAGAAUGAAGGAGAACAUAAUAUAGAAAGUGCGUGGACAGUGGGGAAAUUGGUACCUCAGUUUGCCUUCUUGGACGCACAGAUUCACAUCAAAAAUGAUUCAAGUGAAGAUACCAUUCUCAAGGCUGCAAUCAUAUCGUCCAUACGUCGCGCUCUUUCAUAUCCAUUCCACAGAAACUACAAGCUCGUGAAGGCUGUCUGGAACGAUGUAUACUACACGCUUCGUGGAGGCAAACGAAUGGUGUUGAAGUGCCUACUCGAUUUGAAAGAACUCUUUCGCUUUCAUGAUGUUUACUAUGUAUAUGAUAAAAUUUGGCUAGAAGACCUAUGCCUGUGGUUUAUCAGCGACCAGGUGAGUGAGACAUUAAUUAGAACAUUGGCCCACGACCUCAAGAGGGAAGUGGACGCAUUGAAGAAAUCCGACAUCACCUUCGAGAAGGUCGACGACACGCAAACUGGCGAUGAGAUGAUCGCACUUGAUAUCGACGAAGUAGAAAUCAUGGCCGAGGACUCGUUUGCAGCGGCUAAUAGGGCAUGA
Messenger RNA from Candidozyma auris, 1347 nucleotides. Its product is annotated as Hsp90 cochaperone SHQ1. Lineage: Eukaryota; Fungi; Ascomycota; Pichiomycetes; Serinales; Metschnikowiaceae. The transcript has a single exon. Gene Ontology annotation, cellular component: nucleoplasm; cytoplasm. The record is from RefSeq and is a predicted model, not a curated record. Gene Ontology annotation, biological process: box H/ACA snoRNP assembly. The coding region runs from base 1 to 1347 and encodes 448 amino acids.